Messenger RNA from Manihot esculenta (cassava), 1674 nucleotides. Its product is annotated as probable protein phosphatase 2C 80. The transcript has 5 exons. NCBI's taxonomy places the organism in Eukaryota, Viridiplantae, Streptophyta, Magnoliopsida, Malpighiales, Euphorbiaceae. The record is from RefSeq and is a predicted model, not a curated record. The coding region runs from base 236 to 1486 and encodes 416 amino acids.
AUAUUUCUUUUGGCUCCUACGCGAACAAAGACAACCGAGAGAUAAAGAUUUGGAGAGAGAAUCUGAACGAUAGCCCAGAACCCUUACGAGCUUCCAUUCGACACUUCUUGAUUCUUUCUUUCUAUCCAUCAAUUCCUCUCACUCUUUCUAACUCCCAAAAGGUUCCUGAUGAAAAUUAUCGGUUUGGCUAAGGAAGUGAUUGAAGAAGCAACGCUACUUGGUUUAAGAAUCUAAGAUGCCAUCUGGGUUCAUCGUGAAGCUGAAUUUAGGAUUUAGGACAGCGAUAAUUGCUAGAAAUCCAGCUUCUUUCUUAUCUAAUAAUUCUACUCGAUUGUCAGUAAGGCGUUCUUUUGGUGCACUUUCUAUGGCUGCCUCUAGUCCUAAGCCUGUGUUUGGUGAUGUUUAUAUUGAUGAUAUGAUUACUACUUGUGGAAAUGGAUUGGAAUUUUCGAAACCUAGUGGUGUUUUUUUCACGGAUAAAAGUCGAGCCACUUGCUUAAAGGCGAACAUGAGAAUGAGAAAGGGGGAGCUGCCUAAUAGUCGUUUGGUUUGUGGGUACUCUUCGUUUGAUGCAAUAAGGAGUGGUGAGAUGAAUAAUUUUGUCUUUGGGCCAUUGUUGAAAAACUUCCACACCAUGCCUUCUUUGCAAUUCUCUGCUGGGGCUGCUCGUGAUGUGUCAUUUGAAGGGAAUUCUCGUGAGGAACAGCUUGCAAACUCCACUGUGGUAUCUGGCCUAAACUUGAAGCUGCUCUCAGGAUCUUGUUACUUGCCACAUCCUGAUAAGGAAGCAACUGGUGGGGAAGAUGCUCACUUUAUAUGUGCAGAUCAACAAGCCAUUGGUGUGGCAGAUGGAGUAGGUGGCUGGGCAGAUGUAGGAAUUAAUGCAGGAGAAUUUGCACGAGAACUUAUGUCUAAUUCAGUAAGUGCAAUUCAAGAGGAGCCCAUGGGAUCAGUUGACCCAGCCAAGGUUCUAGAGAAGGCACACUCAAGCAUAAAAGCUAAGGGUUCGUCAACAGCCUGCAUCAUUUCCCUUACAAAUGAGGGAAUACGUGCUAUUAAUCUAGGAGACAGUGGAUUUAUGGUGGUUAGAGAUGGAUGCACUGUAUUCCAAUCCCCAGUGCAGCAGCAUGGCUUCAAUUUCACAUACCAACUGGAGAGUGGCAGCGGGGCUGAUCUACCCAGCUCUGGCCAGGUUUUCACAUUUCCUGUUUCUCCCGGUGAUGUAAUAAUUGCUGGAACAGAUGGAUUAUUUGACAACUUGUAUAACAAUGAGGUUACUGCUGUUGUUGUUCAUGCGGUAAGAGCUGGGUUAGGGCCUCAAGUAACAGCUCAGAAGAUUGCAGCUUUGGCACGUCAACGGGCACUGGACAGGAACCGACAAACCCCUUUUUCAGCUGCUGCUCAAGACGCUGGAUUCCGCUACUAUGGUGGCAAACUUGAUGACAUUACUGUUGUUGUUUCGUACAUAACAAUCUCUAACGUGUGAUAAUGUCUUCUCCCAUGUAGCUGGAACCAAUAGCUUGUUUCUUGAUGCGCUCUUUAAUGGCUGGAAAAAUCCUAUAGCUGUAUUUUUUUUCCACAAAACCUGGCAUAACAAGUCAUUCAUAAAGGCUUAUUGGUAUCUUUGAUCGCUCCGUUUUCUUAUUGAUGAAAUGUGAAUCUUUGAUUUCUCCA